CGAUACUUUAAGCCUAAGUAUUUUAUGUUUCUGAUAAAAAAUAGCGUAUUAAUUAUUAAAAUAAUAUUUCUAAACCAACAGAAGAAUACGAUGCUUAACAUUGGAAGUUGCAAGUUGUCAUCUGUUAUAUAACGCACAAGCAAUGAUGUGGAUGCAAUAACAGCAUGUCUUUUGACAUUUAGUGGCAACAUCUACAAUGUAUCGGAGCCGGAAUCUUCUAGUACUCUUCAGGGAAAGGAGGAAACUUUUGACAGUACAGAGACAGGUUGUUAGAUGCAGUGCUUUGAAAUGUCCGAAAUUUUCAAGGAGACAGCUGUCAGACUCUGUAAAGGUAUUGAGUCGUCGUGAAGAAUAUGACGGCAAAGAUGAGAAUCCUUCCACCAGAAAAUCUUCUCCAAAGAAACUUUUCUCUCUAGAUGAUAUACUUGAAGAGGAAGGAAGUGUAACAGGAGAUAAAGAAAAGCAGGUUGCUAAAGGUGAUUCAGAACCGAAGGCGAAUAAAGAAGUCUUGCAGAAAGAGGCACAAGAUGUUAAAAAACUUUCCACUCUAGAUGAUAAACCUGAAAAGAAAGGAAGUGUUACAGUAGGUAUUGAAAAGCAGAUUACUAAAGAUGAUUCAGAACAGAAGGCGAAUAAAGAGGUCUUGCAGGAAGGUGCACAAGAAAUGGAGUUAGAUGAUGCUAAGGAUCAACAAGAAGUUAAAAUUGAAGAGAAACCAAAUAUAUUAACUUUAGAUCAAGAACAGUGUGACAAUGCAAAAAUCGAAGAUGGCAAAAGUAGUAAAACCGUUGAAGUACUUGAUGAGGUUGAAGAUGUUGAGAAACCAGAAUUAGGCAGUAGAUCUAAACAUUCACUGAAAGAAGAAAUAUUUGUUAGAAAAGAAAUAACACUGAUUAAUUCUAUCCACGAUCAUAGCAAACUUUUAGAUAUGCUAGAUUUUUAUUUUCAUAAAAACUUAAGUGUAUCCAGUAAGAAUGCACUGAUAGUUUGUGUGUUGAAGAAUUUAGAAAGGCUAAAUGUGUUUGACCUUGGUGAAGAAACUGUUAAGGCUUUGCAAAAUCAUCUGGACUAUAAAUCACAAAUAACAAAAUUUAUCACAGCUCACCUUUUGAACAUCUUGGAUUUCUUCAUGAAGGGAAGUCCAGAAGAUAAUGAUGUAGCAUUUGCGCUGUUACAUGAGCUGUGUUGGAGGCUAAGAAAGACCCCGUUAAAGCCAACAUUGAUGAUUCUGGAGACUGUCAAACCCAGACAGUCGACUGACAAGAGGAGGGAAGUUUAUGAGAUGGGUAAACAGAGACUAUUAGAAAUUAUUGGAAAUGUUUCGAGUCCUCAGGAGCUGCUAAUGGCCAUGUAUCUUCUGACGGGGAAUAAGGAAGCACAGGUGCGAUUAGAAGAAGAGGCAUCCAUUAUGCUUCAGUCAAUGGACUCUGUGCAGACGUACAAACUGAUAUAUUUGCUAGGGUUAAAUUUCUCCAAGAACAAGUCCCUAGUUGGAAGGGCUUCGAAACAGCUUGGUUCGCGACCGAUUAAUCUAGAUAUGAUCAAGUUAAAAAAUUUAUUCUUUGCUUGUGGAGUGCUGAGAAUAAAUGAUCAAAACCUCUUACGUGAAAUGUCAGUCAACAUGCUCGAUUUUUUGAAAAAUGAGGGCCACUUCAUAGAUAGCGACAUUAGUUUGUCAGUUUUACUGUCCUGCUCAGUAAUCAGAUGGAAUUAUAAAAGUUUGACCAACAAAAUAAUGAAGAAAUUGAGUGAAGACAUAGACAGCUGUUUAAAUCAUCCUAAUAACAAGCUUUACUCUUUAGUCACGUCAAUAGGUCAUUUAAAUUUAAUCGAACACAGUGAUUUAGGGCUUAAAAUUUCAGAACAUUUAGUCAGUAAAGGAGUCCGACAAGGCAACUUGUUGAAUAUGCAUCAUUCCUUGGCAUGUAUACAGAAGGCAGACAAUGGAAGUGUUCUAGAAUUACUGCAGCCUGCCUUUUAUCAGCCAUUGUUGGAUAGCUUGAAAGAUCAGCCUGCCUUUUUACAGGACAAUUUUAAAAGAAAAUUGUUAAAUUUGUAUGGAUACCUCAAAGAAGACCACCAUAAAACUGUCCCAGACAUAGACAGUCAAGCAAAGGAGUGGAGGGAUCAGUUACAAGAAAAGACCAAGUCUGUACCAUUAUACGGUCUUGCUAAAGUUGUGAGUGAAGUCCUGACUGACAUUGCACCACUUGAGAAAUACACAAACACCAAUGUUGUGACCAAGUAUGGAUAUACUAUAGACUUUGAAAUAUUUGUGGAUAAAAAACUGAAGGCAGUUAGGCUAGACAGUUCUGAAGGAAUGCAGAAAGUUUGGAUAAAGAUGUUAGACUACAGUGGUUUUAUACAGGGUGGUCAAGAGCCAGAGUACUCCGGAGAUACAGCAAUGAUGUUAAGGCAUCUGAAGUCAGAACAAGAGGCUGCUAUUGUUUAUGUUCCUUAUUUAGACUGGGGACAGCUGGAAAAGAAGGUAGAUCACCUCCUUUACCUUGAGGCCAAAAUCAAAGAGGCUGUGGAGCCUGCUGUGGAAACGAAGGACUCGGCCUCAUCUGAUCUACAGCAGGGAGAGGAAUUACAUACCUAGACAGUGUGAUAUUUUAAUGAUCGUUUUCAUAAACAGACUUGAAAGGAUGUGAAUGUAUUUUAGAGAUUUUGUUUCAGUUUGUUGUUAACAAGAAUGGAAAUUUCUUUAUAUGUUCAGUGGCAGUGUUCAGUAACGUUGGUUGAUCUUUGUAGCAUACACAAGAAGACAAGUAGAUUGUCACAUUACAGAAUUAUAUAUUGAAGUUGGUAGUUGUUCGAUGUCCAUGAUGAAAUAACUGCCUUAAGGAAAAAAAUUUCAGUACUGGUAAUUUUUGCUGCCAGUCCCUCCUAUGUCUCUUAAAUUCCAACCUGCUGUAAAGAGAUCAAGAAAUUUUAUUUAUAAAAGUGAAUUUUUUUUUUUCAAUUCUUAAAACACCCUCUCUACCUUUAAUUUUUCCCUUUUGUCUACUAGGAAUAAGUAUAGACAUAAUUGAAAAUAACAAGCAUUAUAAGAUUUUAUUUUAUGCCAGGUGAUGAAAUACUGCAUUUUAUGUAUGAAAUAUAAUACAUAUCACACACUAUUUCUUUGCUUGUUUUUCAUCAUAAAAAAACAAAGAGAAGAUUGUUUGUUUUAUAAAUAUGGAAUGUCUCAAUCUCUUUAAACGUUCCAAUGUGCCAGAACAUCAAAUAAGCAUGCUAAUAUGACAAGUAAUAUAUUUGUUUUAUCAGUGCAUUUAUUUGUCUUGUUAGAGCCCUGCAAAUGCUCCAACACCACAACACGUCAGACAGAAAUCAGUCGCCAUAGUUUUGUGCCAGACUACAGCUGUGAUAGGUAACUGAGUUUUCAGUGCAUGACGAUUUUUUUUAGCAAAUAUCACUUUUGAUAUCAGCCCGCCCUUUUAGCUCAGAUCUACAUAUCGCAGGGUCUCGAGUUCGAUUUCUGGGCAGUACCUUUGUUCUCUGUGACGAUCUGGUAAAAGACAUUGUAUCUGAAAUCAAUCUUCCUCCACCUCUGAUGCAUUUGGGAAGUUGUCGGUUACUUGCGGAGAACACAUUUGUACUGGUAUAGAAUCAAGGAACACUGGUUAGAUUAACUACCCGCUGAUACAUAACUGAAAUACUGUUGAAAAAAAAACAGCAUUGAACCCAAAACACCCAACACGCCAGAACGAAAUGGCAGAAAUCAUCAUAAUUUUGUGCAAGUCCAGCUAUGAUAUGUAACCGAGUCGUGUAGGGGAAUGAUUCAGUGCAUUGUGGUUAUUUCAGCAAAUAUCUUUUUUGAUGUGCAAUGAAAUUGAUCGUUUGUCGCAUAUUGUUUCAUAACAAAGUGAGCUUCAGUACUUAAGAAGUUGAUAAUGUUGUUUGUAUGUUAAAAGAGAAUGGUUGAAUCAAAGCAUGUUUUUAUUUGAUAUGUUAAAUCAUUAACAUGAUCAAGAUGAAAUUGUGUAAAUGAAAUGCUGAGAAAAAGUUUGUAACCUCAGAUUAAUUUAUGUAUUUGAAGAUAUAGUUAUGCAACACUAGUGCUACUUUGGAAUAUGCCAUUUUUAAUAUGUAUAAAAUAUAUGUCUGAAAUUAAGAAAUCAAAAAGUAAAAAAUGGUAAUUAUUUGUAAAAACCUAUUUUGUUUGUUGUGUGAAAAAGAACCUUAGAUGUAUUACUUACUGCGUCUGAAAUUGUAUUGGGGUAAUUAGGUAAAAAUGCACAGUGUAAUAUGAUUAAAAUAAAGGGCACUAAAUUUUACUUCUUCUUAUCAGGACUACAUAUCUUCUCUAGACAUCUUCUUACCAGGUUUUCAUUACUUCUCUAAACUAUGUCUCUAGACUUUGAACAAGUUGCUUUAAAAUGCAAGAACUGGGGUUUCAACUUAACUCGUGAAAUGCCUUUCAGGUGUUCGUAAUCAAGUGUAAUUUUGAAAUAGUAGGCUGAAAUGUAUAUGAUAGUUUCAUAGUGAAAAAUAUCGAGAAUACCUUUUGUUGGUAUCGAUCUACAGUAUAGGUAAAAUAUAGUCAAAACUUAAAACUAUUGAUAAGAAAUGAAAUGAAUAUAAAAACUAUUGGUUUUACAUGUAAAACCAAGAUAUCCAACACAGGAUCAUUCACUACUUACAAUUUUGGAAGUAUUGCAUCUGUUUGUUCACUUGGUGAAAAAUAUUUCGAUCUUACUUUGAAAUCAAUAUCUGAGCCGUGCCAUGAGAAAACCAACGUAGUGGGUUUGCGACCAGCAUGGAUCCAGACCAGCCUGCGCAUCCCCGCAGUCUGGUCAGGAUCCAUGCUGUUCGCUAACAGGUUCUCUAAUUGCAAUAGGCUUUGAAAGCAAACCCACUAUGUUGAUUUUCUCAUGGCGUGGCUCAUCUUGUUUGUAUUCUAUGCAGGUAAUUAACAAUCAACAACAGGUCUUUUGUUGAAAGUAUUUUUUCUCUCUUUUCUAAAAAAAGGAAGAAAACGUAACAUUUUGCUGAUAGUAGCUUUAAUACUUUUCUAUUUGAUUUUAUUUGGCUGUACAGAAAUGCUCAAAAGUUGAUAUAUUGACAAUGAAAUAGUGUUUGUGCAUGUAGAAAAUCUAUUGUUGUAUAUUUUUUUUGUGAUUGAUGAAUAAAUUUAGAAUGUUUAUGAGAAUUAAACGAUAACACAUA
Molecule: messenger RNA, 5172 nt
Organism: Mercenaria mercenaria
Lineage: Eukaryota; Metazoa; Mollusca; Bivalvia; Venerida; Veneridae
Exons: 10
Coding region: 197-2602 (801 amino acids)
Source: RefSeq, a predicted model, not a curated record